This is a messenger RNA of Cetraspora pellucida, 2043 nucleotides long. NCBI's taxonomy places the organism in Eukaryota, Fungi, Glomeromycota, Glomeromycetes, Diversisporales, Gigasporaceae. The record is from the annotation of a GenBank genome assembly.
AUGUCGCUCGAUACCGGUUCAUCAAAUUCCAGUUUUAGCAGAAAUGCCAGUUUUAGCAGUGUUAGUUCAACAAGAAUAAGUACAAAGAGUAGUGAUGUUGAACGAAUGUCAGAGUGCAACUUUUAUCGAAACCUGUGGUGGGAUAAGGGAGAAUUUAGCGACAAAGCAAAGUGGGAAGAAGUAGCUCUGCCGUAUGUGCUUGCCACGGGCGUUACCAUAGAAGAAUAUGAACAACGUACAGAAAAGUUUUCCAUUCAUGGAUGUUGGGAAUGGCGGGAGGAAAAAGUCAUAAUCUAUGAAUUUCCUUCUGCACCACAUGAAGUUUGCAUCGGCGCAAUCGUUAAGGAAAUAAUUAAACGUUGCAGUAAUAUUGAUGGAACUAAUGCAGAGAUUAUAAGUUUUGGUGCUACUAGAACACGCGACAUAAACCGUGGAAAAGAAGCUGACUCAUCAUUUCGCCCGGAUAAACCACUUGUAACUCCACCAAAUGGGAGCGAUAGAAAUGAUUUUCCUUGGCCAAACUUAGUUGUAGAAGUAGCUUAUUCCGAAACAUUAGAUCACGUCGAAGAAGCAUUGUGCUACUGGUUAAGUCCUGGUCGCGCCCAUGAUUGUAUUAUUGUAAAAAUAGAUCCGGUUCCCCAAGGUGAAGUGCCUGUCCGUAUGAGAGCUUGGCACUACUGUGUAUCAGAUAGAAGAACUAGAAGUAAUAUUCCAGCUAGAACCAUGUUUGAAUUUGGAACACAGAAUGGCACUGGAGCACCAUUGAAUAUCUUGCAAGGUCAAUGCAUUAUAAAUAUUUCACUAGAUUGUCUCUAUUUUGAUGCGGAGCCUACUAUUCAAAAACCCCGAGAUCUUCUACCUGAUCCUAUUACAAUUGACUUCUUUUUUGUUCGACAUGCAUUUAAGGAAGAAAAAACUGAAAUUCCUGAACUUAGAGAGAAGCUACUAAGAUUUGCUGAGGUUGAGGCUGAGAAUGUGAGGUUGAAGCAAAUUAUUGAAGAGAAUGCAAGACGUGAUGCUGAGAAUGCUGAACUCAAGUCUAGAGUCAGAGAGCUUGAGACUAGACUUGCAUUAUUAGAACAGGGUUCAGCAGUGAAUGGGAUGACAUUGUCAUUUGGUCAAACACAAAACGAUGAAGAAAAAAGCAACCUUAUUGCUAAAUUAGAUGAUACUGCAUCUUACAAAAUGAAUUCUAAUAAUACCCCUGAACAGAUAGAAAAUAUAUCUAAUAAUAUUUCUAAUUCUGAUGUAUAUCAAGAGUCAAAUAUUCAAUACUCUGAAUCACUUAUUCAUACAGAGUCUAGAUCUUCUAAAGAUAAAGAGAUCGAAUUUUUGGAUCAGGUACAUAAAGAAACUGUUAGUAUUGAAAUAAGAGAAAGAAAUCGGAAAAAAAAGCUAUUACAAACUAACAAUACUUCUAUUUCUCAAGCUGAAAAUUUAUCUUCAGUUAAUGCAUCCAAGUUACCAGUUAUUAUCAAGUUGGAUAAAAAUCUAAUUACAGAACAGGAAUUAAAACAACAACUGUCAACAUCUAUACCUAUUUCCAUAAUCUCAGAUCAGAUUCAAGAUCAAGACUUAUCUUCAGUUACAACAGAAAUAAUAGAAAAAAUUAAACUAGUUUCUUAUAAUGCAGAUGCUAUCUCAAGUCUCAGCUACCAACAAAUUCAAAAUAUUAUAGAUUAUAUAACAGAAAACCAUGAAGAUUUUCUUCACAAUCAGAGUCAUGUGACUUCAAAAAUUCAUCUGACUAAUACAUAUAUUCCUCUGAAAGCACCUCAAUCUAAGCCAACUUAUGAUCGAUCCUAUUUUCAUAGCAAAACAUUGGAUCAAUAUCCUAAUUUAUAUCAAGAAGAUCAUAAUGAUGAAAAUGAUAUAAAAGACAAAUAUGAAAUUGGAUCUUAUAAUCUUAAAUGUGAACAAUGUGGAAUUAAAAUUAAGAUAAACUCUGAAACUUUUGAGUCUUCACAAAUCGAAAAAGAUGCUGAAAAAAAGACAUUAUUUGUAUCACAGAUAAAUGUUCUACCUAUAUUAUUCAAACUUUGA